AUUAUUUUUUUUUUGUUUUUAAUUCGGAUUUCAAUUUAUACAAAUAGGAAUUGUUCAUAAAUUCUCUGUUUGUAAAUAAAUUAUUAUAUAUUUUUUAAAUCAAUUUUUAAAUCACCAAAUAAAAAGAGGAUUUUCAUUCAAAAUAAACUUCAAAAAGCUCGGCAGCAGCAGCAGAAAGUGAGUCGACGACGACGACGAGAAGAAAAAAAAAAGUGUCAAGGAUUGAGGUUACGAGGUAGAGAAGAAAAUGGCCCCAAUUAGCGAAAAAAGAUCUCCAACGCCACACACAAAAGAGAAUGCUAAGGAAAAUGCCUCCAAAACUCACAACACCACCAACAACACCAGCAACAACAAGAAAACUUUAGAGAUUCAAGACUUCCACGAAUCCUGGCUGAGAGACAUCGAGAGCUACAAAAAUCAGGUGAGAAUACAACAGAUGCUAACCACCCACAACCAUGUCCACACGCCAGAUGGCUGUGCCACUGACACUGCUAACGCCGUUCUGGCAACGUCUGGAGGAAAACGUCGCAGUCCUCCGCCACGGCAGAAUGGCAACUCAAUUGUGGACUACGAAGGGUUAAAUUUAAAGCGGCCCCGAGGUGAAGAAAUAACGUCGUCCACCACGCCUACGCCAACAGCAAUAACUCUAAGUCAAUCAGCGAGCAACGCUAAGCGCCAUCAAAAUAAUAAUAAUAACAAUAACAUGCCUCAAAACCACCACCAAAAUCAAUUAAAUCCAAGCCAAGAAUCAUCGCCUAGUGCGACUGCCAAAAUAAUAGUUAACUCAUUUCAUGCCAGUAGCUUGCUUAAUUCAAACAAAAAUAAUGGUGAUCUCACAGCGAGAUUACUGCCUAAUACCACCACUACCACCAAUUCCUCAGCUUCGAGUGAUCGCUUAACAACCACUCACCACCAUCAAAAACCAAAAAUUAAUAAACUCCUUGGUCCUCCAAAAGAAGACGAAGACGGCUUCGAGAGACUUAAAUUGAUUCUCAGUCGACCGCUUGGUUCAUAUAUAGAACCAUUAACCAUUCCCGAUGAGUCUAAAGGUGAUUCGCCAACACCCGACGAUGAUACAUGUAGUCAUCCAAAUGUUUAUGACGAUGAUAAUACUUCACUUGAUGCUGAUGAUAUUGGAGACAUUGAUGACUUGAAUGUGUUCGAAGAAUCUGAUGAUGAUGCAGAGGAUUAUGUUGGGUGUCCAUUUGUGUUGGAUAGUGAUGCGGAUAUUAAGUUUAUGAGCGAAGCAGUAACUGUGACAAAACCGAAUCCAAAAUCCGUCCUCCAGCCGAGUUUGUUUCCACAAGUGGCACCCUACAUAACGUUUUCUUCGCAUCUCGAAAAGGGACCAGCAGUUCCAACGACUUUGCAUAAGAUUAUGAAAUGGAGAUUGAGUCCGGUUAUGCCGAGAGUUGUUCGUCGAGUGAUUUUCAAUUCUGGAUUUCGUUUAAUCAAGAGAACAACUGAUUGGAUGGCAGUUUGGGAGAAGCAUAUGCGAAGUCCAGGUUUUAAGACAAUUAGAUCACAUCAGAAAUUCAAUCAUAUGCCGGGAUCAUUUCGAAUCGGACGAAAAGAUAGUAUGUGGAAGAAUUUAAGAAGCAACAUGACCAAACAUGGAAAAAGUGAAUUUGGAUUUAUGCAAAAGACUUACAUUUUGCCAGAUGAAGUAGAUGCAUUGAAAAAAAUUUGGCCUCGAGCAGCGGCACAAUCGACCAAAUGGAUUGUCAAACCACCAGCAAGUGCACGUGGAACGGGUAUUAGUGUGGUGAAUAAGUGGUCGCAGAUACCAAAGGAUAAGCCGGUUGUUGUUCAGAAAUAUAUCGAAAAACCAUUACUAAUAAACGAAAACAAAUUCGAUCUAAGACUCUACGUUCUCGUAACAUCGAUUAAUCCUCUUAGAAUUUACAUGUAUAAAAAUGGUUUGGCACGAUUUGCUUCAGUGAAGUACAGUUCUGACUUGGAAUCCCUCAACGAUCGAUGUAUGCAUCUUACCAACUACAGCAUAAAUAAAUUAUCUGAGAAUUAUGCCAAAAAUGAGGACAUAAACGCGUGUCAAGGACACAAAUGGACGUUGCAAUCUUUAUGGUCAUAUCUUGAGAAACGCAAAGUCGACACUAAACGACUCUGGGCUACUCUACGCAAUCUAGCUAUUAAGUCUCUAAUCAGUGGAGAAGGAUGUCUGAAUAGAAUGUAUCGACAGAAUGUCAAUAGCCGUUACAAUUGCUAUGAGCUUUUUGGUUUUGAUGUUCUGCUAGAUGAGGAUCUAGUACCGUGGCUGCUUGAAAUUAACAUAUCACCAUCAUUGCACUCUGAGUUGCCAUUAGAUCUUCAUGUUAAAGGACCUCUAAUUCAAAGCGUACUCAAUACGGCUUUAUAUCAAGUGCCACCGAAGCUUAGUGUGAGGCAGCAGGCUGAAAUCUUAAACGAACUCAAAUUAACCGGUCCACUGUGUUACGAUAGAAAUCUAUUUACACCCAUUCUGUCGCCAGAAGAAAUCAAGAAACACAAUUACUAUACUAGCCGCUUGAUUGAGUAUCGCGAAGAGUACCUAGAUUCAAUUUUAGACCAGCUUACGCCGGACGAUGUGAGAUGUCUUAUUAUAUCCGAAGACGAACGUAACCGCUGCGAUCCAUUGGAACGAAUUUUUCCCAAUGCCGAUACUUAUAAGUUUCUUGUGUAUGUGGAGAAUCCCAGAUACUACAAUCGCCUUCUGGAUGCAUGGGAAACAAAGUACCUCGAUGACCGAGACACAGGAAUAGAAUUGCUGCAAAAGUUAUGUUCCGAGGGAUACCAUUUGAAAGUUCCAGCAGCUGCUCUGAUAGAGGAACCUAAGAUCGAUUUAACUGAUAUCGAUUUGAUGUAUAUGAAACCAGAAGAAAUUGCCAAACGUCGUGAAUCUGUUCAAUCUUCGAACGAUAAGCCAAGUGAUAAUGCAACGACAACAACAACAACGACCACUAACGAAGAUUCAAAAAAUGCCACCACCACCACUAAGUCUUUCAACGGAUCCAGCAGUAUGCCAACAUCAAAUUGUUCAGCUGAGAUUGUUGAUAACAGCGGUGAUGUGCAUAAGAAUAAUGCUCGACCAAUAGCUGUAGGAUCUUAAUCAAAAAUGGUCGGACUAUGAGACUGACUAUCUUUUAAAACAUCGCGAAAUUAUAUAUAUUUAAAAAAAAAAAAAAAUUAACAUCAGACCUUGGCUCGAAGAUAUAA
Messenger RNA from Episyrphus balteatus (marmalade hoverfly), 3213 nucleotides. RefSeq names its product tubulin monoglutamylase TTLL4 (gene TTLL4B). Gene Ontology annotation, biological process: microtubule cytoskeleton organization; protein polyglutamylation. Bases 248 to 3106 code for a protein of 952 amino acids. The record is from RefSeq and is a predicted model, not a curated record. Lineage: Eukaryota; Metazoa; Arthropoda; Insecta; Diptera; Syrphidae. Gene Ontology annotation, cellular component: cilium. The transcript is spliced from 12 exons. Gene Ontology annotation, molecular function: tubulin binding; tubulin-glutamic acid ligase activity.